UUUGAAAUAAUGGCGGCUAAUCUGUUCGAUUAACAAUUCGACUUUUAUGUUAUUGAUCAAACACCCAAUGAACCUUUUUACAUUUUCACUGUUGAAAUCAAACAGUUUGUUGUGAUAAAAGGUUUGUUAGAAAAAUAUGGGCGAGCAGGUGACAGUACCUCGCUACAUGACGCAACUCCUUGAAGAGUUGGGCUGGAACCAAGGCAUUAGAAUACCUCUGGCAAAUCCAGACAAUCAGAUCCUAGAAACUGUACUGAUCGAUAGGCAGAAUGAAAUACAGCGUCUUAAGGAAACUCUGAUUCUUCAAAACCAAAAAAGAGAUGACCUUAAUAAAUACAAGCACCAUGUUCAUACUGAAUAUCAAGAAAAUACUCGAUUGCUGUUUGCUCACAAGCAGCAGCUGGAGCAAGAGGUGAAGCUUCGACAGCUGUCUUGCAAUGAGGCUGAAAGGCUUGAUCGGGAUAUUGUUGACUGUGCCAAGCAGAGCAAGGACAUCAACAAUCGGAUUGACAGAUUGCAGAACAACAUUGCUCGUCUACUGAAGAAAGCAGAUUCCCUGAAGACUGAAGUGUGUGGAGAACGCGGCGCGCUGCAAGAAUGGCGGGCGGCGCUGGAGAGAAGUGCUGGCGACAUCUCUGCUAUAGAGCAGUUUACGAAACAAGACCUCUCUAAAGCUAAGGCUUUAGAAACUAAGAGGCAGAAAUUGAAGCAAGAACAUGACCGCAUGCACGAACGCCUCAAUCAGCUGGUGUCCAACCUCAGUGCCGAAGAACGGGCUUGUGAAAGGAUCUCUGAACAGGUGAUGGAGGGCAUGGAGCAAAGGAAGCAGAUGAUGAUGAUGUGGACUAACGCCGUGGAAAAUCUCAGACAGAGAGAUACCGAUAUUAGGCAUAUUCGUGAGGAUUACGUCGUAUUGGACACGGAAGCUAAGAACAUAGCGGAACAGUGUCGUGAACAGCAAACCUUCUGCGACCAACAACGCGGGAACAACGCGGAUACGGAGAGAGAGAUAAUGGCGAUGACGCAACGACUCGGCCACAUCAGGACGUCCUUCCAGCAGCUUCUGGACCAGAAUACUGCACUAGAUAGCGAUAUGCACUGCCUACAGCGUGAACUCGCACACUUGCGAAAUGCUCUCGAAAAGUUGCACAUGGAGAAUCGACACAUUAUGGAUGAACAACAUCGCAAAGACGAUACACUGUCCAAGAUAAAUGGCAAGAUACGGGACCUGAAAGAAAAGUUGACAGACUCAUUGGACAAAUCCAAGUCUUCUGAAAAGCGCGCUAAAGAACUACAAGACAUCUUGAAUGAUGAAGAACGCUAUGCGAGCCAGUUGACCGUGAAUCAACAGCGGGCGAUGCAUUGUUCCUUCGUGGAGCAACAGAAACUGCUCGCACUGAAGAACGAGGAGAAACUGUUCCAUAUGCAGCUCAAGGCAUCGAAAGCGGUCAUGAGUAAACUAGAUACUAAACAACGAAAUAUCGAGAAGAACUUGCAAAGUCAAAAGGAGGGUCUUUAUUCUAUAUGUUACCAAGUGGAGACGAUUGGAGCUCGCGUCGCUCACAUGGAGGGUGCGCAGGCUGAGCGCGAGUGUUCCGAACAACUCGCCGGCAGGGAAAAUAGAUUGAAGGACGUCUGUGCUCGACACGCGGCCCGCGUCGCCCUUCUAGAGCGCCACUCUGCUAAACUUCACGAUGAUAUGCGACGUCUAGCGCGCGAUCUGGAAGCCAAGAAUGCAGACAACAUCAAACUACAAAGCCGCUUGAAAACGGCCAUGUUGAACGUGGAAGGAGGUGACAAAGAUUUGCAAACGUCACGCGAUGUUUGGCGUCGUCUGCGAGUUGAGGAAGCAUUAUUAAGAUUGAGAGUAGCCCACGCUGCUAGAGCCAUGGCUGGAUUAGACGAUACUGCCUUCACUUUGGACACGCAGCGACUACAACUGGAUGCCGCUAUGAACGAGCGACUGGUGGAGAUUGCGGCACGUCGCGACAUGUUCAGCGUACAGAAGCGCGCGUUGUUCGAAGACUGCGGUAAACUGCGGUGUGAGAUACGUGAGAGGGAGCAACGAAUCGACCAGCUCAAGAAACGAUAUGAAAUAUUCAUUGGAUCGUUAGGCAAAGAUGAUUCUGGCCAACAGUUAUCAGUUACAUUCUUCAAGAUCAAGUUUGCCGCGGAACGUGCAGAACUCCGCACUCGUGGCGCCGCCUUAGACGCAGACAUCGGUCGACGCGAGAAGGACGUGUCUGCACUGGAAGCGACGCUGCGUGUAGUUCACGCUGCGCAUCAACACUUCAUGCAUCACAUGUCGCCUCUCGCCUCUGACACUCCCGAAAUCGAAGAGCUGAACGGAUUGACGAAGCAAUAUUACGAGAUGCGUGACGAGCUGAAGCUGCAAAACAGUCGUAUAGCGGAGUUGGAACAACUCGUGAGCGACAAGAGCUCACGCCUCACUAUGCUUUCUGACAAGAACAAGCAACUUACUGCUAGACAAAAUGAAUCGGAGAGCGAUCUAGACGCCGCCCGCGAACGCGUGUCUCGUCAGGAGAGCAGACUGCAGAAUGCGCAUGAAGUGGUGCAUCAUAACGCGCGGCGUGCCAAGAAGUUGGUAGAAGGAGGGGAUGACUGGCGCAUAUUCCAGAUGGCGUUAUGGGUGCGCGAUUACGCAGAAGCGGCUAGCAAUGCCUUACAUUCUUUAUCUGAAGUCUGCGCCGGCGCACCUGAACACCGCGUCCGUCUCGCCGCCCUACUUUCCUCCACUGACUUGCAGCGCCAUCUGUCGCGGCACCAGCGCCGAUUGCACUCUUUCAUUCAGAGGCUCAUAUCGGAUUCGAAGCAAGCAGCACCUUACAAAGAAAUUACUAUUGAAACUGAUGAAACGGUGUUUUCUUCGUCAUCGGAGUCCAUCCACAGCGGUGUGAGCGUUGCGUCCGGAUACACAAAGCAACUGUCUGCAUUCCGCAGGAGUUUGGCGCCUAAAGUGCAGGAGAGCGCUUUGAUUGAAGACAUUCCCGAACAAGCUCGGCGGUCCACAGUGUCGUUGAGAGUGGUGACACUCGGCAUAGAGGAGACAACGAACAGAUCCAGCGUAUACAGCGCACAAUCCCGCAAAUCACUGCGGUAAUUUCACCCCGUCAAUUGGAAUCAACUGCUAAUUAAAAUAAUGACGUUUAAUUUGUGAAUUUGUUUAUAGCUAC
This is a messenger RNA of Chilo suppressalis (striped riceborer), 3194 nucleotides long. The record is from the annotation of a GenBank genome assembly. NCBI's taxonomy places the organism in Eukaryota, Metazoa, Arthropoda, Insecta, Lepidoptera, Crambidae.